Molecule: messenger RNA, 1174 nt
Organism: Photinus pyralis (common eastern firefly)
Lineage: Eukaryota; Metazoa; Arthropoda; Insecta; Coleoptera; Lampyridae
Product: phospholipase A1-like
Exons: 3
Coding region: 110-1150 (346 amino acids)
Biological process (GO): lipid metabolic process
Molecular function (GO): lipase activity
Source: RefSeq, a predicted model, not a curated record
UUAUCGCAGCAAUUUUUUCAAUUCACUUAAAAAUGCAAUUGCUGACGGCGUGACCUUAUCGGAUUAUAACAUAAGCUAAUUUAUUAGUUGAUUGUUACACGCGGAAGUAAUGACACCAAUUCUCUUAGUACUGUGUCUAAUUUUCCAAUGCGGUUCCGCAUUCAUGGAUAUACCGGUACGUGAUCUACCCGAUGCAAUCAGAGACGAAUUUGUUAAGAUAUUCAUGCAAACUCUUAACUUUUUCCAUACAUGUAAUUCUAGCGACACACAAGAGGUGCAGUAUCUGCUUUACAACGGAAAACACCUAAAGCAGCCGGUAGUAUUAGAUCCAAAGGCGCCCGCGGAGGUGGACCAAGAAAAACCAACAGUUUUUAUAAUACACGGUUGGCUAUCCAGCCCAAAUUCGUCUAGUUUUCCAAUGAUUCGCGACGCUUAUUUAACGAAACACGAUUACAAUGUGAUAAUGGUCGAUUGGGCAAAAACGACGCAAACGGCUUACACUCACGCGUACUGCGCCCUUCCGAUAAUAGCGAAACAGGUAGCGCAACUCCUGUGCCUGCUGGAUGCGAAUUACAAUAUUCCCCUGGAGAUGAUUCACCUCGUUGGCCACUCACUGGGAGGACAAAUGUCUGGCCUGAUCGGACAAAACACGAAGGAAUUCUGCCAAAAGCCAGUUGAUCGCAUUACGGCGUUAGAUCCGGCAGGUCCCCUCUUCCUCGGUUUGCCAGAGUCGAAUCGGUUGGACUCCUCGGAUGCAAACUUCGUUCAGGUAAUCCACACGAACGGAGGCGUGUUCGGAUACUUGCUCAGCUGCGGCGACGUCGAUUUUUUCGUAAACUGCGGGCUCUUCCAGCCAGGCUGUAUCUCGAUCGACAUCAAGAAGUUACUGGACUCGCUUGUGUCAGAUGUCACCUGCAGCCAUUCGCGCAGCCAACAGUAUAUGGCCGAAAGUAUCUACGCUGAUAACUUCGUGGGGUACAGUUGUAAACUUUGCCCGGUAGCUUGUGUAUCCGAGGUUCAUAAACCGAAAACGACAAUGAUGGGAGAAUAUUCGCCAAGGAACGCGAAGGAUCGAUAUCUGGUAACCACGGCAUCUUCUCCUCCAUUUGCACAAAAGUGUAAUUCAUAUACUUAUGGCAUCUGUUUGUAGAAGUACAUUCGAUUCCCGGCUGAA